AUGGACCCUCUGCCUAAUUUGGUGACCAACCCACAGCCGUCCGUCUCCGAGACUGAGGCUGAGAGCAAUUCGGGGGCAGCCAAUACUCCAGCGACAGAGUCACCAAAUUUGCCCUCUGAAGCAAACCCACUCGCCUCGUCCGAAUCAACUUCUCCAACCUCACAGCCUGCCCCAACCCAGCCCUCGGAAGAGAUCGAACAUGCAUACUGGGCCGAAUAUGAGGAGGAUACAACUACUCCAGAUGAGGAGGAGAUGAAGGAAAUCAAUGGGGGUGACUCCGACUACAGUGCUGGCGAUCACGGAUACUGGGAAAACAACUUUUUCAGAGAACUCGGAGACCCCGAGUAUGUUCCUGCCGAAAAGGCUCGACUGACAUGGACAUUCAAGGGUGUUCGAGGUACUCCCGAAAAUCCUAAUCGCGCCAAAACCAUUCGUUCCCCCGCAGCCUUUGUUGGCGGAUAUUGGUGGCGAAUCAAGUUUUACCCUCGGGGAAACAACGUAAAUGCCUUGAGCGUUUACCUCGAGUGCUCCGCCACGAUGCCUGCUCCGGAUGCAACGCUCCCAGAGACCGAAUUCACCGUCCGAAAAGGCGCACCCGAUGCCUCGCUCGAUGACAGCACCCCUGAAGUCCACUUGAAAUCGGCGGCUACCGGUGAUACGGCGGCCUGGCUCGAAGACUAUAAAUCCCAGUAUUUAGCUUCUGGGAACGCCGCCCAAACCAGCCAUGACGAAUCCUCGGGCCCUUGGCGAGUACCAGCCCAAGUUGGCGUCAUUGUAUACAACCCGCAGGAGCCCCGGACAGGAUGGAUGCAAUCAUCUUGUCAUCAAUUCAAUCCCCAUAACCUAGACUGGGGAUGGACUUAUUUCCAUGGCCCAUGGGAUCAAAUUCACACCCGCCGUCGCGGGCAACACCGUGCCCUCCUGAACAACGAUACGCUCUCUUUCGAUGCUUAUAUUCGGGUGGUCCAUGACCCUACCAAGUCCCUUUGGUGGCAUCCAAGUGAUUCUGAGCCCACCUGGGAUAGCAUGGCCUUAACUGGCUAUCGCCCUCUGGGUGAUACAGUGAUCAACCAUAGCCCAGAGGUAGCUGGACUGGCAUCAUGGUUACACAUUGGUCCACUUAGCAAAAUCAUUCAGGGUGUCGAUGUUCUCGAACACCUUACUAAUGCCGAUGCCAGGCCUAAGCCUCUUUGCGAUGCUCUCCAAAAGCUUCUUUGGCAGCUGCGCCGCCGCAAGCUUUCUCCAAGCUACGUCGAUACUGAUGCUGUCACAACCACCCUCCGGAAUUUGCACGAGUUCUCAAACGAUGUCUCUGAAUUCUGGGAGCGCUUACGUCGCACCAUGGAACUUGAACUAGCAGGAACCGAGGCCGGCAAGGAGUUUGCUCGAUUGUUCGAUAGUCCCGUCGUGAGCAGCAUGUCAUCUGAGCCCGUGAACAUGUUGCCCACCGACUUUAAUUCCCGCCUUUACGUGCCAAUUGACAACGCAAAGUCCACUGGAGAAGCUGUUAAGGGAUACCUGAGUACCAAACCCGGUCUUUGGUCGCUCCCAUGCGUUCUCCACGUGGAGUUCGGGCGUCAUACUUUGGACAAAUCCAAGCGUUGGCAGUUAAGAUAUGACAAGGUUGACAUGGACGAGGAGCUAGAUUUGGCCCCAUGGGUGGUUGAUGGCCAAGGCAGUCAGUAUGUUCUCUAUGGUUACGUCGUCCACCGUGGCCGCCGCACCUCGGGCAAGUUCUUCAGCAUUCUUCGACCAGCUGGCCCGGGCACCACCUGGCUUGCUUUCGAUGACGGCAGUGACAAUCGUGUCGAGUGCUUGACCCAAAAAACUGCCAUGGGCCCCCAUCUUGGUCUUGAAUCUUCCCAGAGUGUGGACCACAAGAAGGGGCACGAUAUUCCCGUUGUUGCCAUGUAUGUCCGUGGCGACAUGAUCAAGGAAUUAUUGCCUGGUCCUCAAGGUCCUUGGGAGGUCUCCGAAGCCUCGCAGACGUACUACGAAACUGGCGUCUACCGGACUUGCGAGAAGCCUGCCGAACAUGUCCAGGUUGAGGCUUACUCGCUACCGGAGUAUAAUCAGUUGACGAGCCUGUUUGAUACCUACGAUCUCAUGACACAUGCCAAAGUGGCAAAUAGUGUGAUGUAUAUGACUCUACCCCGUUCUACACGGCUGGUAGACCUACGCAAGAAGAUCGCUCUAUGGAAAUCAGCAAGCUCUGAACCAAUUGGCCCUGAACGGGUCCGUUUCUGGCAGAUCGGGGAUUCCUCAGCCCCAUCUGGAUCAUCGCUGGUAUUUGACAGCACUGCCAAUCUGGACGUUCCACUCGAUGCUUCAUUGAGUACCAUCCGUUUCUGGGUGGAAACCAUCUCAGAGGAGGACGCUCAAUUCUUCGCAAUCCCAGACCCUCUUACAGUCUCUACUGCAGAUGACAAGGCCGAUGAUAGCAAUGUUGGAGAUUCAACACCUGGACCUUCUGCCAAUGUGUCGUCUGUUGCGGAAGGCGAUGCCAUUGCUAGCUCAUCAGGAACCACCCGUCGGCAAGUCGGUACCACCUCUGAACCUACAGUUUCCGAUGAACCAGCGUUGGCCACUGCCUCUCCGGAGAAUGAUGCCAUUUCGGCUGAGAGGGUGGAGCAGGAAAGAGUACUCGCCGUGGCUGCUGCUCACGAUCAAGAAGCCGCCGCUGCUGGUUCAGCCACUACUACAGUCGCAAAUACCGAUUCUUCUGCCACUUCAGUCUCCGUAACCGAACAACGUUCGACGGAAUCUGCUCGUCGGGCGCCAACAGAGCCUGAGUUCAAGUUGCCCGUGGGACAUGCAUACUACUUCAUUCAAAUGUUCGACGCCGACAAUCAGGUCCUCCGCACUGUUGGUUCGUUUUUCUCAAAACUCGAUUCGAACGUCAAAGCAUCGCUGAGGCGUCAUCUGAAGAGGGGUAUUCGUCAAGACUUCCUUAUGUGGAAGCGAGUCGAUGGAGCCAAUGUCACCACGGUCUCGCCAGCCGACACUUUUGAAGAUGUGGUGGUUCCCCACGGAGCCUGCUUCAUCGUCGGAGACAAGCUGACCAAAGAGAAGCGCUCUCAACUUGCUUCUGCGGGAUCACUCACCAGUCCUGAUCGUCUGGUUCAUUACUUGUGGGCAGUCUCUCGCAGCCAUCCCAUCCAGGGUUUCACCGGAAACAAGACAAUCGAAGCCACUUUCACAAAUGACUACUACAGUGGUGACUUUCUCAAGGGCUAUCACCACGGCAAAGGCACACAUAUCUCCAGCACUGGCAUGGUUUACAGAGGAGACUUCGUCUUCGGCCGACGUCACGGACAAGGCAAGCUUGAUUAUCCCACUGGCGACUCCUACGACGGUGACUGGGUCGAAGAUGUUUGCCACGGUCAAGGCACGUAUGUCGAAAAGACCACCGGCAACAAGUACGUGGGUGGCUUCAAGGACGGCAAGCGUCACGGCAAGGGUAUCAGUUACUGGGAAGUGGCCGAUGCAGAGUUGGAUCUAUGCCAGAUCUGCUACACAGAAGAAAUGGACGCUGUCUUCGCUGAUUGUGGUCACUUCUGCUCCUGCGUGACUUGUGCGAACCUUGUUAGUCUUUGUCCGAUGUGUCGCAAGGACGUCAAGAAGGUGAUCAAGAUUUAUCGUGCAUAG
Messenger RNA from Penicillium antarcticum, 3648 nucleotides. RefSeq names its product putative MATH and UCH domain protein. NCBI's taxonomy places the organism in Eukaryota, Fungi, Ascomycota, Eurotiomycetes, Eurotiales, Aspergillaceae. The record is from RefSeq and is a predicted model, not a curated record. Gene Ontology annotation, molecular function: protein binding; cysteine-type deubiquitinase activity. Bases 1 to 3648 code for a protein of 1215 amino acids. Gene Ontology annotation, biological process: protein deubiquitination. The transcript is spliced from 4 exons.